Poecilia latipinna (sailfin molly) is the source of this 1569-nucleotide messenger RNA. Its product is annotated as beta-1,3-galactosyltransferase 1-like. The coding region runs from base 312 to 1517 and encodes 401 amino acids. The record is from RefSeq and is a predicted model, not a curated record. Gene Ontology annotation, cellular component: Golgi membrane. Gene Ontology annotation, molecular function: N-acetyl-beta-D-glucosaminide beta-(1,3)-galactosyltransferase activity. NCBI's taxonomy places the organism in Eukaryota, Metazoa, Chordata, Actinopteri, Cyprinodontiformes, Poeciliidae. The transcript is spliced from 2 exons. Gene Ontology annotation, biological process: protein O-linked glycosylation.
AGGAGGUGGAGCAAACAAAGGUGCGGCUGCAGACCUGCAGAUUUGACCAGAACAAUGGUUACCUGAAGAGCAGAGCUACAGGGAAAAUAUCUUUGACUUUUCCCCUUUUUCUCUUGGCUUCUCGAAGCUCAGGUGGCUCAUAAUGAGCAGGUGAGGCUCACACAUGGGUGCAACAGAAUGCUGAAGCUGAGGCAUACAUUUUUUAACGGAGCAACACUUCCCUCUGCAAAUGGACUCAAACUGACACCCAAAUUAAAAGUCUGGGCAGCGCAAGGGAGAGCUGCUCAGCUACGGCUGGACAAAGCCAGAAAAUGGAGAAUGGCGUCAGACCAGCAGAAAACAGGAGAUGUUUUGGCUUCUCGCGGCGGCACAGUCUUUUCUUACUUCUGGUUCUCGGAGUGGUGCUUUUUGUCUACUGCACCAACAUCCGGGACCCCAAAGAGUGGAUGAAGAAUCAUUCAGUGAAACUACUCACUGUGUUUGGAAAACAAAGCACUGUCUCCAAAAGCAAAGGAUUUACUGGGUCACCAGAUGGAAACACCACUGCUGAACUUCCUGAAACCACGAGCGUCACCACAACGCAGGAGCCACCGACUCAACGGCACAGGACAGUUUCAUCACGGGUCACCAAGAAGACACUAGAAACCCAAACUGGCCAGCGGACAGCGGCUCCUUAUGUGUCUCCUGGACCGUACCUGGUGGAGUACCCCUAUGAGUACCACUUCACUAUCAACGAGGAACUGAAAUGUAAGCAGGAGAAGCCGUUUGUGGUUCUGAUGGUACAAGUGGCGCCACGCAACCGAGCUCAUCGCGACGUCAUCCGUAACAGCUGGGGAAGCGAGAAGCUGGCUAACAACCAGGUGGUGGCGCUGUUCUUCCUGCUGGGGAUGCAGACUGGAGACGAUGCAGAGCAGGUCCACCAGCAGCUGCUGCAGGAGAGCAAAGAGCAUCACGACCUGAUCCAGGGAGACUUUGUGGACUGCUACAAGAACCUGACCAUAAAGACCAUGGUGAUGCUGGAGUGGCUGAACUCCUACUGCUCCAGCGCCGCUUACGCCAUGAAAAUCGAUUCAGACAUGUUUCUAAAUGUUCCCAAUCUGGUCAACUUGCUCCUCAAAGCUCCCAGGACAAACUACAUGACCGGUCUGGUGGCACACGGAGCAGCUGUCUUGAGGGAUCCCAAGUCCAAAUGGUUCUUACCUCAAGAAAUUUUCAGCGAAAGCAUUUACCCUCCCUAUGCUUUGGGUCUGGGCUACAUUUUGUCUUUGGAUCUCACCAAAAAGCUCAUUGAGGCUUCCAGACACAUUAAACCUCUUUACAUUGAAGAUGUAUAUUUGGGCUUAUGUAUGAGACACCUGGGUAUCCGUCCAACAGACCCCCCGAGUUACUCCUUCCACGUUUUUCCUCUGAGUUACAGUCGCUGUGCGUACUCCAAGAUUAUCGCAACCACCUGUCCUGAAAAUAUGGAUCGUGUUUGGAUUUGGAGAGAAUUUAAAAAGCCAGGUCCGCACUGUUGAUUGGUGAAAAAGAUAGCAAAUUAAAACAAAGGACCACUUCGUGUUUACAUGA